Messenger RNA from Thyridium curvatum, 1536 nucleotides. RefSeq lists its product as uncharacterized. NCBI's taxonomy places the organism in Eukaryota, Fungi, Ascomycota, Sordariomycetes, Thyridiales, Thyridiaceae. The transcript has 3 exons. The coding region runs from base 1 to 1536 and encodes 511 amino acids. The record is from RefSeq and is a predicted model, not a curated record.
AUGGCAGAUCACACAGCCCAAGCAGCAUGUUCAAUGGUCAUUGGUCCCCAUGAUCCCAGUCCUGAUCGCAUUCGGUAUUUGAAAAGCAAGAUGGAGAUGGACUCAGGACCGAACAAGGCUACCCGGUUUUCGUUACAUGUCCCCUGGAAAGGCGGCAGAUGUUCCGACGAAUUGGUCUGGGUUAGAGACGGAGAGGCCAAGAGACGCUAUACACUUAAUCCACUCAUCUAUGGGGUUGAUCAGAAAACGCUCAUCAUCUUCGUGGCAUCAAAAUACCCCCCUGGACAUGCCAUGGGCAUUGCCUUCACAUUCCAGGCUAGGACGUGGGAAGAAGGGUGGACCAGAGUUCUAAUCAUAUCACCAAGCAGCCAGCUGGUAAACAAGGUGACCGACCGAUCUUUCAACGGCUACAGAAAUAAGCCGCCGGAGUCUCAAGACUAUCUCUGGGCUUGCCAAAGGUUUAGCAAUUUGCUAAGCAGGUCGUCUGCUCAGAUGUUUUUGGCUCCUGUAUGGUACUUCGCAGACAACGCUGUGAGCCCAGUGGGCACGUAUCAGGGAGCAGGGGCGUCGAGUCAGGUACAUACUCGCGGGGAAGACAGGGUUGCGCCAGACAAUGUUACAGAUGGCAAUAUUAUUCUCGGCUUUCAGUGGAAGUCUGAAACCCGCCCUAUCAACACAACAGCCGGGUGUUCAAGCACGGAAGGGUCGCAGAGGACAACUAGAGGCGAGUCUCGGACUAUCGCUCCGGACAAUCACCUAUCCCCUGCCAAUGAUGCCGGCGAAGGCGCUGGCCAUCCUCAGGACGGCGAUGAGACUGCCACAAUCGGCCACCCUGCGACGCUGCGUGGCGAUAUCGGUCAUGCUUCGGAGACACCCAUGGGUGGCGAGCUCUCCAGCAUAAAGGCUUGGUCUGCCAUGCUCGAAUCUCAGCAAUCACCAGGUGUUAUUACCAGGGAUGACAUGCAAACUCCUAUAAGCAACGAAUCCCCAAGUGUAGAGACUUCCAUUUCGUCAGUCACGCUUGAAUCUCAACAGUCACCAAGUGUUACUGUCAGGGAUGGCAUGGAUACUCCUAUAAGCAACGAACCCUCCAGCAUAGAUACUCCGUCCGUCACGCUCGAAUCUCAGCAGUCGCCUCGUGGGAGUGGCAGUGACGACAUGGACAUUUCCACAGAAAGCGAUUCCUGCGGCGCACAGGCUUCACCCACCGAACUCCCGUCUCAGUCGCCACUUGGUAGGGUUGUCGGUGACGACUCGGGAGCCUCCUCCCGCAGCAACAGCUCACAGCCUUUCCUCGCGACACCAGAAGCGCCUCAUCCUCCGGGUCCUGAUGUGGAUAGCGGGUUCCUGACCAACAUCCCAUACUCUCCGCUUCCCUACGAUAAUCCAUACUGGCAAGAGCAGCAAGCUCCACCCACGGCCCAUAGCUCUGGCGACGCGGGGAGCGAUGCCGGCGCUUCAGGGGCCACCGAUCAACCCUCAGACAACGGAUUAGCGUCAUUAUUGUUUGAUUUCGACGCAGCGAGCUAUACUUAA